GCGGGCCGCGUGGAGUGUGGCACAGCGUCGAGUGACCAUUCGCCCGCGCUUUUCAGGCUUCAGUGUUUCUCUGCGAAGGUUCUCUGUUUUCGUAAGAGGUUGCUCAGUGGUUUUAUCCAGCGACAGGGGUGCGUCCCUGAAUGUCGAAAUGCCUGUUAAAAGAUCACUGAAAUUGGAUGAUCUGUUAAAAGCAAAUUCAUUUGAUUCUUCAAAAAUCACAAGGAAGAUAAGUGUUACAGCCUAUUCUCCAACAACUGGAACCUGUCAAAUUAGCCCAUUUGCUUCUCCCACAAGCUCUAAAGAACAAGAGAACAAAAAUGGACCAUCAGAUGGAAAGAGGAAAAACUGGAAUCACCUCAGUAUAACCAAAAGAAAGGAAUCUACUACAGAAGACAAUGAUGAAUUCAUGAUGUUGCUAUCUAAAGUUGAGAAAUCAUCAGACGAAUUCAUGGAAAUAAUGCAAAAUUUAAGUAAUAUACAGGCUUUGGAGGACAGUAGAGAGCUUGAAAAUCUCAUUGGUAUCUCCCAUACAUCAGGUGUCUUAAAAAGAGAAAUGCAGAAAACAAAAGACCUACUGACAAAAGUAACAAAACAAAACCUAUUUGAAAAGAAGAAUUCAGGACUUCCCAACAAAGGCAUUUAGAAGAAAUGCACUCACUAUGAAAACGCCAACUUCUGUAUCUGCCUGAUCAUAUUUAAAGGAACAGAAGAAAUGUUUGUAAUUAAUCUGCCCAAUAAAUACCAGAUCAUAGCACAGGCAGGUGCAUGUCUAGAUAAAAUUUCUUGCAGCUAAUUUAAACUUUCUACACGCACCAGUAGAUAAUCUCAACGUAAAUAAUACAUUUCUUCUUGACCCUUUAAAGUAAGCCAACAUGUAGAAGAGGAUCUUGACUUAUAUUUUGUAUCUCAUAUGCUUCUAUAUACUUUUAGCAUUUGUGGAUAGACUUAAUAAAGCAUUAAUAAAAAUGGCACCUUUGGUAGAGCUAUAUAUUUUAAAACUCAGAUUAAAUCUAAUAGUGGUAUUAGGUACCAGUUUUCCCAUUUAAAGCUCCAGAUGUGUAUUUAUUAGAUUCUUUUGAAAGCUUUUAAAAUUUAUAAGUUUAUUUUAGCUAUCUCAGGGAUGAGUCUUCAUUAUAUUCUAGUUAUUCUUAUGCUUGUAGAGAAAAAGUAUUUUCAAACUUUUAAAAUUUCCACAUCUCCUUUUAUAAAAUAUUGGAAUGUAUUUUUCAGUGUAGACUUUUAAAUAUGAAGUUGUUUUUAAACUGAACUACACAGACUCUACUGAAUUUAAAGAAAAGACAUAUCUCAUGGAGCAAUAUGAGAUCCCCUCCAAAUUACUUUGAAGCAUUAUUUUAAAUUUUUAAUUUUCUAGUUUUUUUUGUAUCAUUUGUGCUGUCACAAAAUAAAGGGGAAGAGAGAAUCACAGAAUUGAUAGCACGUUUUUUUAAACCUUAUAUACUUUUCUUUGACCAUUUCCACAGGGAAAAAAAAUGCUAUUCCCUUGUAUAAUAUCUUAUACAAACUGUCUUGACAAAAUUUGUGUAAGGUAUUACCAUGUCAUUUAAUUCACUGUAUCAUGAAAAUAAAAAUACUAUGAAAAAUUUGAAACAAAAUUUUUAACAAAUUAAGGUUGAAAAUAACUAAUUUUCCAUUUACAGAAAUUUCAGAUUCACCUCUUAAAAUGAAAAUGAGUUAUUUUUUAAAAACUAUUCAUUGAAAUGAUACUAAACAGUAACUCAAUAAAACUAAUUGCCUUCACUAGUGAUUUUAUUGGUACUACUUAAAUAAGGUUUUUAGAGAAUCUGCUAAAUAUUAAGGAUACUUUGUGAUACAGUGCUAAUAGAACAUUGCCUAAAAUAUACCAAAAAGGAUAAUUCCUUUGUGUUCUACCAUUGAAAACUUACCUUAGAAUGUAAGCCAAAACAUAUAAAGAAACCUACAUUAGUCAGGAAAUAAAGGAUUAAGAAGUAGAUUGGUUUCAUAUGUAAUCCAAGUUAUGUAGCUAUUUGCUUAAUGCUAUUAAAUCAGUUACUGUAUGUUUGACCUCUUGAUAUACUAAGCUUUUGCCUUUCAGAACAGCUGGGUCGGCUAAGAAUCCCUUCCCAGUUCUGUUCAUUGUAGAUCAGAUGACUCUCGCUUUAUCACCCUUGGAGGCCACAUGAAGGACAAAGCAGAAAGAUCCACACACAAAACUAAUGUUUAUAUGGGCAGGGGGGCGGGGGGGGGGCAGAAGGCGUGGGAUACACUUGGCCCUGAUCUUCCAAUGAACAUAACAGAAGAGAGAGACCAAUUGAGACUUGAAACCAUUGUGUUACUCCAACCAUUAUUUAGUUACAUCCUAUCCAUCUCUUACUCUCUUUCCCUUGAACAGAGAGGCUCCUUUGGCUGCCUUGACUUUUGUAAAUGUUUCACUCACUUAGUUGUGUUUUAUCAUUUGGACAGAAUGCUACAUCGGGGAUUUUUCUCCCCUCCCUAAGGCUUCAAGACAAAAUGACUUCUGUUGCCUCAUAUUUGAUACAUGAACAUACACCCUGUUCUCUUCAUUUUAAGACGCAUACCUAAGUUUAUUGGCAACAAAGAAAACUGCAUUUUUCAGAAACAGCCCUUCCCUCUAAAAUGAACUGGAAAAUAACAGAUCAUUUUUUGACAGGUAUAUCAGUGAAUAAAGUGAGAAGUCUUUAAUUUUUUUGUAUAAGCUAAAUAUCUUUAUAUUAAAAUAUCCCUGUAAUCCUGAAUAUAGCUGAGAGAAAUGCUUUGGAAUUGCCUAUUUCUGAUCUUAAUUCAUCACUGGACAUUUUUGUUAUUUUGGUACUUAAUCCCUCAAAGUUCAAAGUGGACUGUUCUUAAACCGGUUUCUAAUAGAUAUGAGAUCCUUGACUUAUGAGAUAAUUGCUACAAGUCUCCAUUAAAGCUACAGUGUAACUCCAUAUGACUAGAUUAAAUCAUCUGGAAAUGUAUUUUUAUUUAGAAUUCACCUAUAAGAUACCUUGAAUAUGGGUGCAUUCCAUUUUACUAAUGUUUAAAUAAUACUUUCAUUUUCAAAUAAUGUUUCUCUACUCCAGCUAUUUAGAAGUUGUCAGAACUUCCUCAUCAUUGAAUUAAAUCAACAUCCUGUAUUAAAUGCAAGUUUUCUAUUACAAAAAAUAAAAAAGAUGACACCAGCCAGCCAAGAUGCUGACAUUUGGGCACAGUGAUUACAGAUGGUGACCAUGGACAGCGAUGUUCCUGCUGAUUCGGCAGCGAUUCAAGGCUGCUUUUCUGUGCUGACCUGCCCUUUGAGUCUUUAUGCACAUUUGCUUUGAGAAGGAAAUACUUCUUGAUUUUUUGCUUUGUCUAAACCCACUUCCUUUAUCAGACUUAAAAACAUAUACCUUGUUGCAUCAGCCUGUAGGUGUCCGUGUCUAGAACCAAAUUUUCUUUGAGUAUAUGUGUUUGGCUUGCAUUGUUUUAAAAUAUACCACCACUUAGUUAUUAUGCUUUAAUGGCUUAUUAAAGAAAUAUAUUCAUUAAAAACAUGGGUUGAUGGG
Aethalodelphis obliquidens (Pacific white-sided dolphin) is the source of this 3527-nucleotide messenger RNA. RefSeq names its product integrin subunit beta 3 binding protein (gene ITGB3BP). Gene Ontology annotation, biological process: CENP-A containing chromatin assembly; regulation of DNA-templated transcription. Gene Ontology annotation, cellular component: nucleoplasm. NCBI's taxonomy places the organism in Eukaryota, Metazoa, Chordata, Mammalia, Artiodactyla, Delphinidae. The record is from RefSeq and is a predicted model, not a curated record. The coding region runs from base 149 to 643 and encodes 164 amino acids. The transcript is spliced from 8 exons.